Messenger RNA from Saccharomycodes ludwigii, 522 nucleotides. RefSeq lists its product as uncharacterized. NCBI's taxonomy places the organism in Eukaryota, Fungi, Ascomycota, Saccharomycetes, Saccharomycodales, Saccharomycodaceae. Gene Ontology annotation, biological process: regulation of translational initiation. Bases 1 to 522 code for a protein of 173 amino acids. Gene Ontology annotation, cellular component: cytoplasm. The record is from RefSeq and is a predicted model, not a curated record. The transcript has a single exon.
AUGACCUCUAAUAAAAAUAGCAUUCCAGCAAUUGCAAAUUGGAAUUCAUCUGAGAUACUGGUCGAUAAAAAAUCUAAAUUCCAAGGCCAUUGUUGUAAUUUAACAGAUCAAAGUCAAAUACCUAUACUUUUGGAGCAAUUUGUAAAUUCUGAUAAAAACAUAGCAAAAGCUUCACAUAAGCAUAUGUAUGCCUGGAGAACAGGGAAACUAUCGCCUUCAGCAACUGAUAAUAAUAAUGUAAAAAAAAAUAUAAAAAAAAAUAAAGGAAAAAAAGCAAACAAAAAUGAUAACAACACAACUCAUCUCCCCACCACAAUAACAGAUGUUGAACAAGGAUCAAGUGAUUGUGGUGAAAGUGGCGCUGGCCAGAGAUUAUUAACGCUUUUAGAGAGAAGUCAUUUAGUAAAUGUUUUAGUAAUAGUAACAAGAUGGUACGGGGGCACUCCCCUAGGAUCCGCUCGUUUCAGGCAUAUAACAUCCAUAGCCGUAACGAGUUUAAAAAAGGGGAAAUUCCUUUCAUAA